This is a messenger RNA of Mercenaria mercenaria, 712 nucleotides long. Its product is annotated as lactose-binding lectin l-2-like. The transcript has 5 exons. Lineage: Eukaryota; Metazoa; Mollusca; Bivalvia; Venerida; Veneridae. The coding region runs from base 75 to 557 and encodes 160 amino acids. The record is from RefSeq and is a predicted model, not a curated record.
CUCUCAUGUUAAAAGGAUCAAAUAGAUAAGAAAAUAUGAUAAGACACUGAGUUUUAGACGGCACAUUCUAUACAAUGGGACCAUUAUACGUAUUCAUAGUUUCUCUUUUAUCGUCUCUAGUAUCAGGAGCAGAUGGCAGCUGUCCAAAUGGAUGGAUUCGGCAUGGUACAACUUGUUACCAUUUUAGUCACGAUACAGAACCGAUGCUACUGGCAGGUAUAGCUUGUCAACAAAUGGAUGGUGCUUUGGUGGAGAUAGAGUCGAAGGAUGAAAACGUUUACCUGGCUGCACAUGGCAAAGAUUUAAACACUUAUUACUUCAUCGGCCUAACUGACUUACAAGAAGAAACAGUUUGGGUUUGGAAUGGGAGCAAACGUCCGUUGACAACAACAGGUUACAUUACCUGGAGACCUGGUGAACCAAAUAGCGUUGGCAGUGAUGAAAACUGCGUCGUCAUGGACACACAUAAUAGUGGACAGUGGGUUGAUGUUGCAUGCCAUACAUCUUUCCAUUAUAUCUGUGAAAAGAAAGACACGGAAUCCGAGAUUAUUGGAUAAAGCUUGCGUUGACUGGACCAUGGGAAUACAUCUUGUACACUGGCAACAUAAAUAUGACUUCUUGAUAAAGAAAUGAAAAUUUACAAUAUCGUUAAAUAUUUUUAGCAUUCAAUGUAUUUUCAUGGCAAUGGUCAAUAAAUUGUAAAAUAUGAAAA